ACAGCUGCGCUCGGCGAGACCCCGUCUCCACGCCAUGAAAAACUAGGUGUCCUGCGAGAACUUGGCCUCCAGUCUGUGUGUGAAGAACUUUUGUGAAUGAAUAAGUUGGCCUGCCACUUUGAAAAGAGUUUGGUAAGCUGGCACUGCUGCCAGGAUUUGGGAACGGGGGAGCGGGGAGGGCUCCGAAUGCUUUUCAACGCACUCAACCUGUGGCACCAGUGGCCAGAUUGCUUUCUAUAGAUAAGUUUGGCAACUUCAGUCAAGGAUCAUAGACUUGUUAUAGAACCUUAGUCAAUGGAUUUACCGACCUCAAUACUACAACUUUUUAGUAAGUAGUAUUACUACUUCUGACUUUUAUAUGUAUUUCACUGUUUUCCUCUGUUUUUUCCACUAGUGCCGAUUCUCUGAGCUUUACACAAUCUUGUCAUGUACUUGUGCUUAAUAUUUAUAAAGGUGACAUUACCUGUAGCUCAAUUGGUAGAUCAUUGUUUAAGUAACACAAAUGUUGUGGGUUGAAUUCUCAUGAAGCCUACAUACUGAUGAAACAAUGAUAAAUGUAAUGUAAUAUAAAUGUGGCAGUUUAUCAAAAAAAUGCUUGUGGAUCCAACUACAGUGAGAAUCCAUGAAUUAUACAGUUUUCCAAAUGCAGGUACUGUAUGAUACAGAUAAAAAUCGAGAUAUUGAAUUUUGAUUCAAAACUACAGACCCAAAACUAUUCAAUCCACGUGUAAUGCAUAUUUCUUGAUGUCAUGAAACUGGCUCCAUCCGGGCCCUCGACACAUCACUGUCCACUCAACGCUUUCAACUGUUUUUGACUAUUAUAAUGUCGAUCUCAGCACAUGCCUGCUGGGCAUUGAAGCGAACAGGUGAGAGAGAAAGAGACAGUGUGUAUGAGUGUGGUAAAAAAGUGAGUGUACGAGUGUGUGCGUGUGUGUGGUUGGAGAGAAAGCCGACCAGAUAGAGUUUGCUUACACUGUCCAUUGCCAGGUUUAUAGCAGCCAGUUAGAGACUUUAAUAGACAGAGGUCACAACAUUAAUUGAAUGUGAAAAGUUUUAAGUGAUUUUGUGUGAAGGGUGAUCAAUGUCAAGCCUGUGUGGUUUACUUAUUUGGUCCAUUUUCUCAAACGUCAUUUGCUAAACACUGCUGGCGAUUGGAAAAUUCGUCAUCAGGGCUGACCAUUUUGGAUCUUACAACCGGGAAAUGCUGUGUGAGUUCAUGAGGGCUGAAGCAUGUUUUAAGAGUUAAUAGAUGUUACAGAGAAAGUCCGGUUGCUUUUGCUGUAUUCAGCAUGUGUAUUUGAAUGAACAUGGGCCUAGAUGGCCUGGUAAAACACAGGGAGAAUUUUUGGGUUAUACUGAUAACAUUUUUCCAUACGAUGAAAGUCAACUUUUUUGUUUUCAGUGGAAAAAGUUUUGAACACGAGCAACACUUUGUCUAAUGAUUGUUUUUUGGGUAACUAUGCCUUUAAUGUUGCCUGUUUCAGCAGUUACUUUUUGACCUGCUCUGCUGAAAUCUCUUUUAACCCUUUCCCUCCAACUCACUCUCUCUCCCUCUCUCUUUCAUUCACUUUAGACUGUACUUUCUCUCUAGGCUAGAAAUCGUGAAGCAUGGGUGACUGGAGCUUUCUCGGCCGGCUCUUAGAGAACGCACAGGAUCACUCGACCGUGAUCGGCAAAGUCUGGCUGACCGUGCUCUUCAUUUUCAGGAUCAUGGUGUUGGGUGCCGCUGCAGAGGAGGUCUGGGGCGACGAACAGUCGGACUUCACCUGUAACACGCAGCAGCCUGGCUGCGAGAAUGUUUGUUACGACGAGGCCUUUCCCAUCUCGCACAUCCGCUUCUGGGUGCUCCAAAUCAUCUUCGUGUCCACGCCGACGCUCAUUUACCUGGGCCAUGUUCUGCACAUCGUUCGAAUGGAGGAAAAGCGGAAAGAGCGCGAGGAGGAGCUUCGAAAGGCCAGCCGGCUCCAGGAGGAGAAAGAACUCGGAAAUAGAAACCGAGGGGGAGGGGAGCCCGGCGAUCGGGGUGGGGGCAAAAAGGAGAAACCGCCAAUUAGAGAUGAGCACGGAAAGAUCCGCAUUAGAGGUGCCUUGUUGCGCACCUACGUGUUCAACAUCAUUUUCAAGACUCUGUUUGAAGUGGGUUUUAUUUUAGGUCAGUAUUUCCUUUAUGGAUUCCAGUUGAGGCCCCUGUAUAAAUGCGCGCGGUGGCCCUGCCCCAACAUGGUGGACUGCUUCAUUUCCAGACCCACGGAAAAAACCAUCUUCAUCAUAUUUAUGCUUGUGGUGGCUUGCGUGUCCCUUUUGCUUAAUUUGUUAGAAAUCUAUCACCUCGGAUGGAAGAAGGUUAAACAAGGCAUGAUCAGCGAAUUUACCCCCGACCACCAGCUGCUGUCCGAUUCCGACGCAGCAGAGCCGGAGUCUUCCAUCGCGUUGCCUAGGACUGCCCCUCCCACCCUCAGCUGCCCGCCGGACUACACUGAGGUGGCAGUGAGUAGCGGGGCGUUCCUGCAGCCCAUGUCAGGGUCCUCCACGGCAGAGUUCAAGAUGGACCCGUUGCACGAGGAGCUCGAGGAGUCUUCCCCUUUCUACAUCAGCAACAACAACCACAGGCUGGCCGCCGAGCAGAACUGGGCCAACCUGGCCACCGAGCAGCAGACUCGGGAGAUGAUCGGCGCCUCCUCUUCCCCUUCCUCCUCCUCACGUUCCUCUGAUAACGGGCGGCGAGUCAAAGACGCCGCUCAGCUCACCGGCACCCCCACCUCCACUGGGGGCAGUUUGAGCAUGGAGGCGGAGGAGGGGCACGUCACCACCACGGUGGAGAUGCACGAGCCCCCCAUCAUUUUUACUGACGGUCGCCGACUGAGCAGAGCUAGUAAAGCCAGCAGCGUAAGAGCGAGACCCAGUGAUCUGGCAGUUUAGCGGCUCUCUAGCUCAACCCCAAACACAUACAGACACACAAAAGAGGAAAUGAGAGGCAGAUUGCUGGAAUAUAAAAAGAUUCAUAAAUAUUCAUGCAUUUAUAAAAGUUAUACGGGUGUGCAGUCAGUGAGUUCAAUCAGAUCUUAUGUUAUUGUAGGCUACAUGCAUAUGGAAAUGCAUAGUACGUCUCAAUUUGGCCUUAUUAGAAUCAUUUCUUUGGCUAGUGUUGUAGAUACACUCAACUUUCCAUUCUUUUGACUUAGAUUCGUACGCAUUUGGAAGACGGAAACGCGAGCUCAUGGUUAAUUUAGUUGCUGAAAUGAUUUAUGACCUGAGGAUUUGUGCCACAUGAAAACUUGUUGCCAGUUGAAGAUCAAUACGUGACGGCGUAAACUUUAAAAAAAUCCAAGAUGGAAGAAUCAAUGAUAAUAGGGCAAUUCCAGCGUAAUGGACGUGACAUUUUGCGUUAUGGACGUGACAUGAAUGCUCAGAGAAUUAAUUUGUUACAACUAUAUUGAACUAUCUGUUUAUAUUUUAAUUAACACUUGUUGAUAAAGUCUAAACAUCAAAACAUCAUUUCAUUAGUCUUUGAAAAACAAAAAAGGAAAUAAACAUGUGUUAUGGAUGUGACAAAAAAAGGACGGGGUUUUUGGGAGACAAAAAACUUUGUAGGAUUUCUGUGAAAUAAAAUGCAAAAUCCUGAAGCAAUAAUACGCAAUGAAUGGAGAAGAGAUGCCUUUAUAUAGGACAUAAAAUAGUUUCUUUAUAUUAAUUCUCAUGUGUCCAUUUAUGAAGAAUAUGUAGCAUUAUAGAUGUGACAAUCCAGAAAAUGGCUCUUACCUGACUAAGAAAAAUCAUGCACUAAAAAUAAAACAAAUGCUUUACAAAUUUAAAGAGAUCUCACAUGGGUAUUUGAACCACCAAAUGUUAAAAUCUGUGCUGUAUCCAGAGUAAAAACCGCUGGUAAAAACUAAAUUUUUUCUUCAAGUUUUUAAGCUUGACAUUUUAACAGAAUUACCCAAUAGCAAUAGCAAAGCCUAAAAUGUUCGUUAAAUUAAAUAAAUAAAUAAAAAAACACGUGUGAAAAAGUGUGAGGAGAAUUGUUUUUAACACUGAACUAUAAUUAUUAACCAAAUUGAUGUCAUGUUACCUGAAAUAAUAGAAAAUAUGCGGUUAUCCUAGUAUAAGCAGCUAUUCCUACUUGUAAUUAACCUUUUGGGACAACUCACUGACUGACAUCCUUAGAAACUGGGUGCACCCUUUAAUCAUUGCAUUAAGAAAUGGAAGAAAAUUAGGCUGCAAUUAUGGACUUAGAAAUAAGUAAAUGAUAACAUGACCUCUUUUGGAUCUUUUAUGAGAAAAUGUAAUGUGUUAUUACAUACAUAAAUAAUAAAUUAAAUUUAAACCGUUACAUUUUUAUAUUUGAGCAAAUGCCAUUUUAGAUGAUAAAACUGUAUCUGCUUGAAACGAAGAUCAAAUUCAAGGGCACCCAUUACUUGAACAUUUCAAAUCUGUGUCAACAAUACAGGCGCAUGCCUCCACAUUUCCUCACUUUAAAGAGAUGAAGACAUGUUGGGGAGAAACCCAAAGUGAAAAGCACAUAGCUCUAUGAAAGUGGCAAACCUUAUUGCAUUACUAUGAAAUAUACAUAGUAAUUUACAAUAUUACAAUAGGGAAGAGGUUUCCUCCAUAUUAUUUAUGAAUGAAAGUAUUACUAAAAGAAAGUAAUAUUUGACAGUGAAGUAUUUAGAUAACUGUUGUACUAUUGAAUGGUGCAGAGCAUGUAUUUCUCUGGACCAUGUUUUUCCCCACUUUUUUAAAUCCCAUGAUCUGAAGUUUACAUCCUGCUUCUAUAUUACAUUUGAGAGUUUUAAUACAUGUCCAAUUUUACCAUCAGAUACAUUUUGACAAUCUGGCAAUGGGAGUACAAACUCUAUAUAUGUGGGAUCAUUAUUGGUUUUAUUACAAAACGUUUGAAAAAAAAGAUAACAAAUUUGGUUGAGAAUGAGUACAAGACAAUUAUCCAAAACAUUGCUCUUCUGUAGUCGGUUCCCGGUUGCCAAACUAGUGACUUUAAAAUGGACAUUCAAUGAUGCUGAAGGUGUCUUGUGCUGAUAUGGAGAUAAUCUCUUGUUUUGUUCAGUUUCGGGUUACUGUUGGUCUUUAUCAACACUGACUACUACUGUUAUAAGCUAUAACAUGCACAGCCUUCUGUCACAGUGCCAGGAAAGAUAGACAACAGCUGAUAAUCUCUCACACAUUUGACUCGUUUUGGGGAACCUCUACUUUUUGGGACCUCUUUAAACAUGAUGUAUCAGGUAUAUACUACAUGCUUUUCAGUCUAUUUAAAGAGACAAAAAAGCCCUAAAAGACCUACACUAUACGGAACAGAGACUGUGCAGGUUUGCGCUGAAUAACAGUAUUGUUUUUUAUCAGAUCAUAGUAUCUACAAAUGUAUGUUAUUUAUUUCCUGCUGUUUAAUGUAUCCCAAAUGAAAGUGUGUUGUUUCGUCAUUUUUGGUUCUUAAAGUUUACAUUUUAGUAAAUAGUUGAAGAUUUGCACACUUAGGCGAAAUAUACUGUUCAAGAAUUCUUACAUAGGUAGAAAAGAAGGAAAUAUUUUUUGAUCCUUAAAGGAAAACGUCUUAAUGGUAAAACUUGUUGUGUCAAUGGCAGUAUUAUUCCACUUAAAUAACAUCAAAUGUAAUUUCUAAAACAUCACUUGUAGAGUAUCAGAAAUAUACACGUUUCCGUGUUGGAUUUUAGGACAGUUGUGAUGGACUGUAAGGACCGCAGGAAAUUAUAAAAAAUCAUCAAUUUUGAAUUUGAAUUGGCCAGCCAGCUCUUUCUCCUUUCUUGAUCCGUUUGUAGUGGAUUUAGUAUCAGCCCAUUCUUCUCAGAUAACGCUCAUUUCUUGAUCUUACUGAACCGAUUUUCUCAAGCGGAGCUGAUUAUUCUGACCAAUCAGGGAAAUGAACCACCUACAUAUGCUCAGAACAGCAGCCUGUUUCAAUGCUGUCUUAAGAGAAGUGCCUUGUGUAUUCAAUUUUAUAAGAACAAGUUGAUGUAAAUGUUCAUUUACCUCAAAUGUUUA
Messenger RNA from Triplophysa dalaica, 6012 nucleotides. It is a transcript of the gene gja3, whose product is annotated as gap junction protein, alpha 3. The record is from RefSeq and is a predicted model, not a curated record. Gene Ontology annotation, biological process: cell communication. Bases 1609 to 2919 code for a protein of 436 amino acids. NCBI's taxonomy places the organism in Eukaryota, Metazoa, Chordata, Actinopteri, Cypriniformes, Nemacheilidae. Gene Ontology annotation, cellular component: connexin complex. The transcript is spliced from 2 exons.